Molecule: messenger RNA, 775 nt
Organism: Phytophthora infestans T30-4
Lineage: Eukaryota; Oomycota; Peronosporomycetes; Peronosporales; Peronosporaceae
Product: isoamyl acetate-hydrolyzing esterase, putative
Exons: 2
Coding region: 1-729 (242 amino acids)
Source: RefSeq, a predicted model, not a curated record
AUGCGGGGUGUCUCCUUCAUCACGUCUACCGGUUCAAGAACGGCAUCGACGACGACGUCUCUACGUCCGAAGCUGUUGCUACUUGGAGACUCGCUGACACAAGAGGGAACGGAUCCAGAUCUCGGGGGCUGGGUGGCUCAAUUACAGCACCGCUACACUCGCUCCGCCGAUAUCGUAGUCCGUGGGCUAUACGGCUACAGUACGGAGAUUUUCGUCAAACAUGCCCUUCCAAGUGUUAAGGAGGAGUUAAGCUUGUGGCCAGAAUCUCCAGCUUUUGUGGCCGUUUGGCUCGGUGGCAAUGAUUCCGCACUGUUAUCGGGAUACGAAGCGGCGCUCCACGUGCCGAUUCCCAAGUACCGAGCCAAUCUUUGCGAAAUUGUGCAUACAGUUCAAGAUAAGGCACCCGAUGCAGCCAUUUUAAUGAUCACUCCACCUGCACUCGACUUUUCCAACGAAGGCAUUGGUGAAUACGCCCGUGCAUGCAUCGAAGAAGCGGGAAGCUUGAACGUCCCAGUGCUGGAUUUCCACACAAUUAUGAAUGAAAUGCACGAGCAGGAGCGCUGUGGCUGCCAAUACGACGGACUGCACUUCAACCAGAAGGGCAACGAGCUCGUCAUUGACCACAUCCUCACUGCAAUCGAGCGUGAAUUUCCAUCACUGGCAAAACGCUUGGACGCGUGGGAACACCCCGACUACCUCGAAUUGCUAGGCAGCAAUGAAGGCAACUAAAAACUGGGCUAAAUCCACACAAAAAACGCUUUUGCCACUUUUCAAA